CGUCUCUCGACCACCAUGUCUGAGGCACAAACAGCCCCGGCCUCGGUCCCGGAGGCCGCCGCCGCCGCGGUGCUGGAGGCCCUGAACUCCACCGACUCCAACGGGACCGAAGCGCUCAACGCGACGGCGAAGUUCGUGGCCACCCCGGAGGGCACGGCGCUGGCGUACGUCAGCCUGGUGCUCAUGGCGCUGCUGCCCAUCUUCUUCGGAGCCCUGCGCUCCGUCAGCUGCUCCAAGUCCAAGGAGCUCGGUGACAAUGAUAACGAUUCUGGGUUCAGAAAUGCAUCAGAAAUGCCAGAAACCAUCACCAGUCGUGAUGCGGCGCGGUUUCCCAUCAUCGCCAGCUGCACCUUGUUUGGCCUCUACCUCUUUUUCAAGGUGUUUUCUCAGGAGUACAUCAACAUGCUGCUGUCCUUGUACUUCUUCGUGCUGGGCGUCCUGGCUCUGUCUCACACUAUGAGUCCUCUGAUGUCCAGAAUCUUUCCCACGUCGAUACCAAACAAACAGUUUCAGCUGCUGUUCACUCAGGGCUCCGGAGACAACAAGGAGGAAAUCGUCAACUAUGAGUUUGACACCAAGAACCUGGUGUGUCUGGUGAUCAGCAGCGUGGUCGGAGUCUGGUACGUGCUCAAGAAGCACUGGAUAGCCAACAACCUGUUCGGCCUGGCCUUCGCCCUGAACGGCGUGGAGCUGCUGCACCUGAACAACGUGAGCACCGGCUGCAUCCUGCUCUGGGGCCUGUUCGUCUACGACGUGUUCUGGGUGUUCGGGACCAACGUCAUGGUGACGGUCGCCAAGUCCUUUGAAGCACCAAUCAAACUGGUGUUUCCUCAGGAUCUGCUGGAGAAAGGUCUCGGUGCCAGUAACUUCGCCAUGCUGGGGCUGGGAGACAUCGUCAUCCCUGGAAUCUUCAUCGCUCUGCUGCUGCGCUUCGACGUCAGCCUGAAGAAGAACAGCAAGACGUAUUUCUACGCCAGCUUCCUGGCCUACAUCUUUGGACUGGGCCUCACCAUCUUCGUCAUGCACACCUUUAAACACGCACAGCCCGCUCUGCUCUACCUGGUCCCGGCCUGCGUCGGCUUCCCCGUCGUCGUGGCUCUGAUCAAAGGAGAGCUCACCGAGAUGUUCAGGUACGAGGAGACGCCACCCGCGGAGGAGGAGGAGGCGGCGGCUAUCGGCGACUCGUCAGAGAAGAAGGACCAAUAACAUCCACCGCUGCCUGCCCCGCCCCCCCACCCACCAUCAUCCAGCCUGCUGCCACCACGUUUCACUGAAGCCCCACCCCCCCCGCCUCCUCAGCUUCCUGUUGGUUGCCGGGGGGGGGUUGCUAGUGUCUCCAUCGUGUUUAAACCCACGGCACCGGCUGCUGUCGUGCUCAUGGUGGCGGUGUGUAAUUAAAGGUUGUUGUGUUACAACAGCCGAGCCUUGUUGCCAUGUUUCCUCAUGUUUCCUCUCAGCUGCUCUCACACAGGGACCCCCCCCCCCCCCCCCCCCCGCGCGGCCCCCGUGUGUCGCAGUCUGUCGCCUCAGACGAACCAGGAAGUGAGCGAGCGCUUGUUUUCGUCUUUCACAGCCUGAAGAGAAGAGAAGAGAGAGAGUCACAGGGUGAAGCGAGCGCUUCUUUCUUUUCCUGUUUCCUCGGCUGCUCUUCAUUCUGCCUUCUGCUUUCUCAUCUCAACCUUUUCUGUUUAGUUUUUCUCAGUUUUUUAUUGUUUCGUGUUAGAGGCCAGAGUUUUAAGAUGAAGACAAACGGUUAAGUUUUGAUUGUAAACCCGUCAUGUCUGAGUGUUGAUGUGAAUCAGCUGCUUCACACCAGGAAAUAAACUCUGGAUCAGAGCUGUGCUGCUUCGUUUGCUUGUUUGCUGCUGCAGCUGCAGGUCACAUGGUCUGAGGGUCACAUGGUCUGAGGGUCAAAUGGUCUGAGGGUCAGAGCUGGAGCUCGGUUUGUUCAGAUUUAUCUGAGGUUGACAUGAAUGUGAAAAAAAGAUGAUAAAAUUGUAAUUUAUUUUUAUCCAGCUCCAUUUAAAAUGAUUCUGUUGUGAAGUUUUAUCGUCAGUUAACCAAACAGCAAGCUGCCGAUCCACUUUAUUCUUUUUAGUUAAAGUUUUUCAACUUAUGAGCGAAGACAAUGGUUUCAGUUAAUUUGAUAAAACGCCUCUGGCAAAGUUUUUAUAAGUCUCAUGGAUCAAUUUGUCCGUUUUCAUUUCAAACACGGAGAAGACUGAAUGGAAACUAAUUAAAGAUUCAUUUGUGUUUGUGUCUAAAACACAAAUCACCAGAUGUGAAUGUUUCAGACUCAACAUCUGUUUCCUGCAGAUCAACUUUACCUGUCGUCUUAAGGAACCACACAAACAUGAGCCGGGUUUUCACUCUUAACGUUCUGGCCUGAGAGGCGAGGAGGAGGAGGAGGAGUCAGACUGAACCUCCUCCUCAUUUAUGUAGGAGCCUGAGGGGGAGGAGCCUCGUCAGAUCUGAUGUUGUCAUGAUUAGAAUUUUUGCUCUUUCUCAUGAAUAAAUUUGAAAAGUAAUUUUUCAUCCAAACAUUCCGUUCUGAAGCUUCUUCACUGUGACGAUCUUCAGUUUUUCUGUCUUUAUAUUCUUUCAAGCUGAUUUCCUUUUUGUUUUAGUUCCUUCAUCAAACAAAACCUGUUACAUCCAUUUGUCUUCAGAUAUUUGUCAGUUUCAACCCUGAAAUUAAAGAGUCUGGUCUUUAAGGUUUGCAAGCAGGAACUUAUGAUUUCACAUUCAGAUGUUUUAAAGCUGUCACUCAAAACCCCGCUCUCACUCUCUAACUCAUUCCCAAUUUAAUUUGUUAUAUCUGCACCUGCCGUUCUACUGGUUUAAGGAUAUUUGACCGAGUUGUUGCAUAAAAUAAUCAAAGAGCAAAGGAGAAAUCAGUGAUAAUUGAAUGAAAACAUUAAAAAUCUGAACGUGAAAUCAAUGAAUCCGGUUCAAACACGUAUUAGAAACCUUGAGGCUCUUUAACCGAACUGAAUCUACUCAACAGAUUUACUGCUUGAGCUGAGCUUCACAUUAAUGUCUCACGUCCAGACUCUGAUCAUUAAAGUCUGAAUUUGUGGAAGAUUUUCUGAAUUCACAGCAAAAGUCAGAACUUUCAUAUUAAAGAGCGACUCCAGACAUUUACUGCAACAUUAUAAAACUUUGUGAAUCCUUAAAGUCUCAAUUAAUCAAUGAUCAACAUUAAAUGAACAGAAGCAGAAAUAUCCAGUUAUUUGUCUCAGUUCAACUCGAGCACCAGAAAUUACAUUUCCCAGAAUGCAUCUCUAUAGACAAUACCAGUGUUUUCACAGAGUGGAAAUGACGAUGACCAGUAAAAUGAUCUUUGUGUUAAAAAAAAAAAGGGAGUGGCCCAUUACAGUAUGUUUCAUUAAGAUUAUUUAUUUUUAUGGAAAACGUCAAAUACAAAAUAAUAGUUUGAAAUUCAAAAAGGGAAUUUAGGAACUUGAAAUCUGACAUUUUCCUUAUAAAGAUUUCAUCACAGAAUCUACAGAGUUCCUCAGUUUGUUGAAUCAUCUGUUGUGUGUCACAGAAACAUCAAGAGGCGUCGCUCUCACGUCUACUUACAGAUUUUUGAACAGUGCAGAUCUUUUAAGUUUUUAGUUGCUUGACAAACGUUUGGAUGUAAUUAGCUUCACAUUAAGAUUCUUCAUGUUAUUGAUGUUGAUGCUUUAUUAAGAGUUUUGUAUUUUCAUGUAAAAAAAAAAAGACAAAAUGAAAGAGUCACACAUGUUCAGCUCGGUGACGUUCAGUAUCUCUUCAUGUUGAAUAUAAUGUUCCUGAAAUGUUUCUUCUCUGGUUGUGUUCGUGCAGGAGGUCGUUUUAUGGCCCCGACUGUAUCUAUUUUAUUUGCAAUAAACCUUUUGGGUGUUUUGUUCACCAUAUAGAAGCAGAA
This is a messenger RNA of Pleuronectes platessa (European plaice), 3913 nucleotides long. It is a transcript of the gene hm13, whose product is annotated as histocompatibility (minor) 13. Lineage: Eukaryota; Metazoa; Chordata; Actinopteri; Pleuronectiformes; Pleuronectidae. Gene Ontology annotation, biological process: membrane protein proteolysis. Gene Ontology annotation, cellular component: cytoplasmic side of endoplasmic reticulum membrane; lumenal side of endoplasmic reticulum membrane; membrane. The transcript is spliced from 12 exons. Gene Ontology annotation, molecular function: aspartic endopeptidase activity, intramembrane cleaving. The record is from RefSeq and is a predicted model, not a curated record. The coding region runs from base 16 to 1206 and encodes 396 amino acids.